UUCAUCAAGUGGCACGAGAAGCCGUGGUGCACGAGGACUUCCAACAACAAGUCAACAAGCGGCUGGCCGGAAUGGCUUCCACGGUGACGCUGGAGAAGACGACCACCGUCCAGAGUGGUGACACGGGUGUUGGGUCGCCCAAGACCGUGUUGAGGUCUCCUCUCCUCAUGAAGGGGCGGAAGGUCGGCGACGGCGGCGGCGAGGACGCCACGGACAACUGCUGCGGGCACAGGUGCGAGCUCAUCAGCUACGACAAGCUCCCGGAGUUCCUCAAGCACAACGAGUUCAUCGUCGACUACUACCGCAGCGAGUGGCCGGUGAAGGAGGCGCUCCUCAGCGCCUUCUCCAUCCACAACGAGACCAUCAACGUCUGGACGCAUCUGAUCGGCUUCUUCGUCUUCCUCGCGCUCACCGUGUGCGCCGCCACGAUGGUCCCGAUGGAGUACGAGGUCUCUCACACUCCCCUGGUGGCGUCCACGGGACUAGACAACAUCACCGGCAACGCGAUGGUGCUGAGGAGCUACAGCGCCGACGGAGCGGCCGUCGUGGCAAUGAAGGCGCUGCGGAGCAACGUGUCCGUCGAAACCGGGCUCGCCGCCGCGCUGUCGCCUCCCGCGGGGCUCCGCGUCGCGCGGUGGCCGUUCUACGCGUACCUGUGCGGCGCCAUGUUCUGCCUGCUGAUGAGCAGCGCGUGCCACCUCCUGGCCUGCCACUCGGAGCACGCCAGCUACGUGCUCCUCCGCCUCGACUACGCCGGCAUCACGGGGCUCAUCGUCACCUCCUUCUACCCGCUCGUCUACUACACCUUCCUCUGCGACCCUCUCUUCCAGGCGCUCUACCUCGGCUUCAUCACCGCCUCCGGCGCCGCCGCCGUGGUGGUGUCCCUGCUCCCCGUGUUCGAGAGGCCCGAGCUGCGGUGGGCGCGCGCGGGGCUGUUCGCGUGCAUGGGCAUGUCGGGCCUGGUACCCAUCGUGCACAAGAUGCUCGUGUUCGGGGACCGGCCGGAGGCCGUGCUCACGACGGGGUACGAGAUGGCCAUGGGCGCCGCGUACCUGGCCGGCGUGGUGGUGUACGCCACCAGGGUCCCCGAGCGCUGGAUGCCCGGGCGGUUCGACCUCGCCGGACACAGCCACCAGCUGUUCCACGUGCUCGUCAUCGCCGGCGCCUACGCGCACUACCUCGCCGGCCUGGUAUACCUCAGCUGGAGGGACAUGGAAGGGUGCUGAGGAGGCCUGAGGGCGACGCGCGCAAGCUGUAGAGAUUUGACCGGAUUUACUCGCUUGGUUGACUCGUCGUUGAUUGAUUUUCUUUCUUAGUUGUUGCUGUGUUUUUGUUUUACAAAAAGUGAACAUACUUGUACCAAUACAAGAGGAAUGUAACCAAAUCAAUUAACUUGAAUAAUAAAAGCAAGAGAA
Messenger RNA from Setaria italica (foxtail millet), 1415 nucleotides. RefSeq names its product heptahelical transmembrane protein 4. The transcript is spliced from 2 exons. Lineage: Eukaryota; Viridiplantae; Streptophyta; Magnoliopsida; Poales; Poaceae. The coding region runs from base 72 to 1226 and encodes 384 amino acids. The record is from RefSeq and is a predicted model, not a curated record. Gene Ontology annotation, cellular component: membrane. Gene Ontology annotation, molecular function: signaling receptor activity.